Molecule: messenger RNA, 3363 nt
Organism: Naegleria lovaniensis
Lineage: Eukaryota; Heterolobosea; Eutetramitea; Acrasida; Naegleriidae
Exons: 17
Coding region: 1-3363 (1120 amino acids)
Source: RefSeq, a predicted model, not a curated record
AUGGAUUUACGUGUAGUGAUUGAUAAAAGUGGUCGGAAAGGACAGGACGGACCUUGUGGCGAAAAUGGAAUGGCAGGAAGUUGUGGAACUAAUGGUAUUCAAGGGAUUAAUGGAAAUUACGGAGGUAAUGAUGGAACAUUGGGAGGUAAUGGAGGUCAUGGCUCACAUGCAACCAAUGGAACGAAGGGAUUGCAUGGAGAGAAUGGAUCUCAUGGAAGUGACAUUCAUAUUGUGUUAGAUUAUUUUUCACCGACGCACAUGACGCUUUGUGACGUCAAUAAUUUAAAUUUUCAAAACAAUCAAAUAGUUCCAAUGAAAGAUGGGUCUGUAGUGCUCAUCUCACGAGGUGGAGAUGGUGGAAAGGGUGGAGAUGGUGGAGAUGGUGGAAAAGGAGGUGAUGGUGGAUGUGGUGGUCAAGGAGGAGAUGGUGGUCCAGGAUUGAAUGGAAAACCAGGAGAACAUGGAGCAAAUGGUGGAAGAGGAGGAGAUGGUGGCAAUGGUGGAAAUGCUGGAGAUGGAGGAAAUGGAGGCUGUGGAGGAAAUGGAGGAAAUAUUAUCAUUGAUACUCGAAAUCCCUAUCUCUUAAAAUUUGUAUCUGCCUCAACUGAACCAGGAAUGGGUGGUAAGGGUGGAAGGGGAGGUGAAUUUGGUCGACCAGGAUUUGGAGGAAGACCUGGAAAUGGAGGAAAUGGAGGAAUGGGAGGUAUGGCAGGUCCACAACUGGUCUAUCAGGCACCACCUGGACAUUCACAACCCAAACCACCACAAUUAUCGAAUGGACAGAGAGGACCUAAUGGAAAUAUGGGACUUGCAGGAUAUAAUGGAGCACCUGGAAGAAGUGGAUUACAUGGAGUGGAUGGUCUCGAUGGUCACAUGGGAUCUGUCAUGUUUCGAGUGUUGGAUGCAAAUAAUCAAAUUCUUGAACAAUCUUCCACUUGUUAUUCACUCAAAGUGAAAUCUUUUUCCUUACAAGUCCUUCGAGAGGAACAAGAAGAAGAUGAUGGAGUGUUAGAACCUGGUGAAUUGGUAUGCUUUAAGAAUAUCAUACUCACGAAUGAAGGAGGAUUGACCUUACCUGUUGGAACUGUUAUAACCAUACCUGAUCAUCAUUCGAAAGAGAUUUCUUUCCUGUCGAAUCAUGUUUCAUAUAUUUUAAAUGUACCAUUAAGACCCUACGAGGAUUUUAUCAUUCCAGACCGUGUUGGAUUUGGAGGUCAAAUUUCAGAAAGAAAAAGUGCUAUACUUGUUGGAGAUACCUUCUCAUCAAAACUCGGUAUUGAAAUUUGUUCGGAAUUGAGUGGAUCGAAAUUUGAAGCAUGUUGUCAGAAGCAGAAUUAUCAAGUUCAGUAUCCUGUGUGUUUUGAAUUAAUGUCAGCAACAGGAACGAUUGGAAAGAAGGAAUUGGCUACAGUGAUUGUGACGAUACGAAAUGUGUCAACUGUCAUGGCUUAUGGAAUUCAAAGUGGAACUGAUGGAUCAAAGCGAAGAGUAGCAAUACAAAUGGAGUUUGAUCCAAGACUAAUUUUACACAAGAAUAGUGAAGAUUCCAUGACCUCUCAAUGGAUUUCUAAUGGAAAUUCAGUGUUUGUUGAAAUUCCAAACAUUCAUCCAUCCGAUUCAUUCACACAAGUCUUUUUUGUUGAAAUGAGUGAUCGUAUUCAAUAUUUUGAACAUGCCACUAUUAAGGCAACUCUUUUAUUGAGAAAUAUUCCUAUUGAACAACAUGAACGAGCCAUUCGUUUCACUCCAACCUAUUAUCCACCCUCUGCUGGUGAAAAUAAUUUUGAUUUAAUCUUUUUCACAGAUUCCCAUUUAUCGAGAAUUGAAUUUUUAACUUAUACUCAAGUCUUUGAUGGACUCUCACUCUCAGUGAAUUAUUGGGACAUUGAAAAGUAUCAUGGAGUUUCAUAUGUAGAUGCAUUACCUUCUCAUGAAAAGAAUUCUCCAUUGCAAAGACAUUCACCUGCUUCAUGGGUCAAUGAUUGUCAUGGAAAAGUAUUAUUAUAUCCAUUAAGACAAUAUACACAAAUGGAUGAAAUUAUUUCAACAAGUUCCUCGUCCCAAAUGGAUGCUCGAAUGGAUGCUCGUGAUAUUUUCAAAGCAGUUGCUGGAUUUGAUAUUCUUCCUACCACCACCUCAACAUUGAUGGGUCAUCCACUCAGUUCCACGAGUACGACUACGAUCAAUAUAUCUGAAUCCCUUCUUACAAGUAGUAGCAUGGAGAGUCGUUUGGAUGGUUCAGUAGCAGCAACAGCAACAACAACCGUAGAUUCAACGGACCACUCGGAACUGGCACGAACUGAUUUUGGAGGAUUGAUUUUCAUUGGAAAUGUAGAUGCUGUGCAAUUUGUACAACGUUUGUAUCAGGCAUGUCCUUUGAAAGAAAUUCCAGAGAAAGACCUGAGUGAAAAUUUAGUGGUUUCGAGUCCUACCUUGGAAAUGUUUCAGAAAAAGUAUACCGAAUUUCACAAAAAGUUGCUCUCUCAGAAACCAAAUGGAUAUUUCCAAUUGUGUAGUAGUGAUUUCUCACCAAAACCAAAACAAGGUGUGUUUGCAAAAACACUUCUUGGCAAGGGAACCUAUAAGGAGAUUCCACUCUCAGUCACAGAUCCAAUCCUUGCCAUUACGACCAUGAGUGGAGAUGGAACAAACUUUCUCUCAUCUGAUUCACAAGUGAAUUUCAACUCGACGCAAUUUGAAGCUGGAUCGAAUAUGGGAAGACUAGUGAACGCCAUAUUAUGUUCAUUACCCAUUUCCAAGUUAUUUUCCAUUCUGAAAAAUCCAACUCAAUGGCUAAAAGCACUCAUAGUUGUUACUGAAAUAGAAGGAACUCGACAAUCCAUGAGAUAUGUUCAUGCAUUGAUUUGGGCCAUCUAUUUCAAAUUAUAUCAUGCUGUAGUGUUUAAUGAGAAUUUACAUUGGCUAUGUAAUUUUAUUUUGGAUGAGUUUGAAAAGAAUGCAUCCACUUAUAAGGUUCACCCAGAGAGAGAUGUUUUGUGUGAAACUAUUGUCAUGGCAUUGGCGGAUUUAGAAAGAAAAAUCAAAUGGAAACAAUCCUUGUUUUCCAAGUCGAUUGAGCAAAAACAAGUCUAUGACAAGUUCAAAGCAAGUCUUGAAAAUUUGAUCUAUCAAAAGGUGAUUGUUGAUACCAAAACUUCGACAGCCAUUAAGAAGUCAGUGAAGAAACGAAUCAAACACAUGGAUGUCAAUUAUUUCUCUUUUCAUAUCAAGUGGAUCACUCGAUUGAUGGUGAAUGGAGGUGGUCUUCAAUUUGAAAAUGAACGAUUAUUGACGGAUAAGAGUACAAAAUCAACCUUUAGCUCCAAAUCAGAGGACGAUCAAUCUGAAUAUUUAUGGCAGUAG